UGCGAUUUGUUUGAAAAAGACUUUUUCAUCUAACAGACAACAAAUGUAACGAAGAAAGAAAAUCAAAAGUUUGGUUUUUCUUUCUAAAGGACAGAGUUUUACUUUCUCUUCCAAGAGUUUUCAUUAGGAAGUGGAACCAUCCAAGUUUGAGAGUAUUGUUGGUUUUAUUCGCCGAGUGAAUCUUUCGAGCUGGAAUUAUUCUUUUUGGAUUUUCUUCUCUGCUUCUAGUUUUUUUUUUUUUUUUUCUUUUUGGGACCCUUCUCUUUCUUUUGUUGUCCCCAAAUCUGAGUUUCUCAAAUUUUACGUCUUGAGAUUUGGGUUUUUAUCUCUGUUUUUCCGCGAAAACUGCCGAAUUCUCUGAUAUAUUUGGAGUUUAUCUUCUGGGUAACUGAAAAGAUGUCACAAGUUGUCAGAGAAUCCAACAUUUUGAUAUUUGCUAGCUCUUAGAAAAAAUGGCUCUGCUUAUCAUCACUACAUUGGUGUUUACAUGUUUAUGGUCAUCUGUGUCACCAGAUGACCAAGGGGAUGCACUAUUUGCGUUAAGGAGCUCGUUACGUGCAUCUCCUGAACAGCUUAGUGAUUGGAACCAGAAUCAAGUCGAUCCUUGUACUUGGUCUCAAGUUAUUUGUGAUGACAAGAAACAUGUUACUUCUAUAACUUUGUCAUACAUGAACUUCUCCUCGGGAACCUUGUCUUCAGGAAUAGGAAUCUUGACAACUCUCAAGACUCUUACAUUGAAGGGAAAUGGAAUUACUGGUGGAAUACCAGAAUCCAUUGGAAAUUUGUCUAGCUUGACUAGCUUAGAUUUGGAGGAUAAUCGGUUAACUGGUCGCAUACCAUCCACUCUUGGUAAUCUUAAGAAUCUCCAGUUCUUGACCUUGAGUAGGAAUAACCUUAAUGGUACUAUCCCUGAUUCACUUACGGGUAUAUCAAAACUGAUAAAUAUUCUGCUCGACUCAAAUAAUCUUAGUGGUGAGAUCCCUCAGAGUUUAUUCAAAAUUCCAAAAUACAAUUUCACAGCAAACAACUUGAGUUGUGGUGGCACUAACCCUCAACCUUGUGUAACUGUGUCCAAUCCUUCAGGUGAUUCAAGCAGUAGAAAAACUGGAAUUAUCGCUGGAGUUGUUAGCGGAGUCGCAGUUAUUCUCCUUGGAUUCUUCUUCUUUUUCCUCUGCAAGGAUAAGCAUAAAGGAUAUAAACGCGACUUGUUUGUGGAUGUUGCAGGUGAAGUGGACAGAAGGAUUGCGUUUGGACAGUUGAGAAGAUUUGCAUGGAGAGAGCUUCAAUUGGCUACAGAUGAGUUCAGCGAAAAGAAUGUUCUUGGACAAGGAGGCUUUGGGAAAGUUUACAAAGGAGUGCUUUCGGAUGGCACGAAAGUCGCUGUGAAAAGAUUGACUGAUUUUGAGCGUCCAGGAGGAGAUGAAGCUUUCCAGAGAGAAGUUGAGAUGAUAAGUGUAGCUGUUCAUAGGAAUCUGCUUCGCCUUAUCGGCUUUUGUACAACACAAACCGAACGCCUUUUGGUGUAUCCUUUCAUGCAGAAUCUAAGUGUUGCAUACUGCUUAAGAGAGAUUAAACCCGGCGAUCCAAUUCUGGAUUGGUUCAGGAGGAAACAGAUUGCGUUAGGCGCAGCACGAGGACUCGAAUAUCUUCAUGAACAUUGCAACCCGAAGAUCAUACACCGAGAUGUGAAAGCUGCAAAUGUGUUACUAGAUGAAGACUUUGAAGCAGUGGUUGGUGAUUUUGGUUUAGCCAAGUUGGUAGAUGUUAGAAGGACUAAUGUGACCACUCAGGUCCGCGGAACAAUGGGUCACAUUGCACCUGAAUGUAUAUCCACAGGGAAAUCAUCAGAGAAAACUGACGUUUUCGGGUACGGAAUUAUGCUUCUGGAGCUUGUAACCGGACAAAGAGCAAUUGAUUUCUCGCGGUUAGAGGAAGAAGAUGAUGUCUUAUUGCUAGACCAUGUGAAGAAACUGGAAAGAGAGAAGAGAUUAGGAGACAUUGUAGAUAAGAAGCUUGAUGAGGAUUAUAUAAAGGAAGAAGUUGAAAUGAUGAUACAAGUAGCUCUGCUAUGCACACAAGCAGCACCGGAAGAACGACCAGCGAUGUCGGAAGUUGUAAGAAUGCUUGAAGGAGAAGGGCUUGCAGAGAGAUGGGAAGAAUGGCAGAACCUUGAAGUGACGAGACAAGAAGAGUUUCAGAGGUUGCAGAGGAGAUUUGAUUGGGGUGAAGAUUCCAUGAAUAAUCAAGAUGCCAUUGAAUUAUCUGGUGGAAGAUAGAAACAGAAACUUGGAUUCAAACACACUGUAAAGUAGAAGAAGGAACAACUAGUUUUGGUUUCAAACAUGAAUGAAGUUUUGGUUUCUAAUUUUAUAUGUAUCGGCGAAUGAAUCACACGGCGUUAUGUUCACUUGUGUAUUUAUGUUGUAACGUUUUUGAUACAAUAUGUUUGAAACUUUGUGUUAAAAUAAAUCCCAUCAAAAGAAAGAAAAGGAAAUAGAGAUCACAAUUUCCUU
Arabidopsis lyrata subsp. lyrata is the source of this 2513-nucleotide messenger RNA. RefSeq names its product probable LRR receptor-like serine/threonine-protein kinase At5g65240. The record is from RefSeq and is a predicted model, not a curated record. The coding region runs from base 453 to 2276 and encodes 607 amino acids. Gene Ontology annotation, molecular function: protein kinase activity; ATP binding; protein binding. Gene Ontology annotation, biological process: protein phosphorylation. The transcript is spliced from 12 exons. NCBI's taxonomy places the organism in Eukaryota, Viridiplantae, Streptophyta, Magnoliopsida, Brassicales, Brassicaceae.